AUGGCUUCGCAGAGUGGAAACGCGUGGGCCCAGAUGAAGGCUCAGGAGCAAAAGCAGCAACAGCAGACUGCCAACACCAACUUCGAUAAAGUUGCUAUACCUCGGAAGGGUCCAGUCAUGGGUGCCAGACCAACCACCUCACGCAAGUCGUCGGGUCUCGAUUACGACGCUGACCUGGCCCUUCCCAUGCCAAAGCCACGCCACCUUCCUGUGGAAGAUAAUGGUGAUUCCGUCGAGGCUUGCAAGUCGGAUAUCAUGAGCAACCCUAACAUGAGUAAGAAGCGUUCCGUCACCGAGCCAACUCGGCCUGAAGACCUUGUCGAAAACAACAAGGCGGACAAAAACAGUCAGAAAGAAAAAAUGAAAUCGAGAGUGGCUGCGCUCAGGUCCAAGCUCAGUCUCAAAGACCUUGCAAAGGAGUUCCGCAGGGACAGCUCGAGGAACGAGCCAGCAGCGGGCAAUGAAGGCGGACAGAGCUCUGACGUGGAUACUCAGGACUUCAACGAAGAGAAGCUGUAUGUCCCUAAGCCACGAGAACCGGGAGUCUACCCAUCGUCUGCACCACCCUUUCCGUUUAGGGACAUCAGCUUCGGACAGUUUUCGCAGACGAGCGUUGAAUCCUGUGCCGUCGCUAGUUCCAUGGUAAAUGACGAGCAGCCAAACAACGAAAAGUUGAGCCUUGGGCCCUUUGCGGGUAGGCACGCCAUGCAGAGCCCUGUCGAGCAAGAGUCCGAGAGGAAAGUGCAGCUUGAUACCCUGCUUCUGACUGGCUCCUCUCCUGCGGCCCGCGCAGGCGAGCUUGAAAACAGUGGACAGGCGCAGGUCAUCAGGGAGCGACCGAGCAUUCACAGCCUGAGAGCGGAGAACGAUCUGAGCAGCCCUGCAUCGACAAAUAUCUCUUUCUAUGCGGUGGAAGAUGAAUUUGCCGAUCCGAUCUCGCCGUCCAUAUACGACAAUGCCAGUGCUGAGAUGACCCCAGACCUUCCAGAUACCGCCUACAGACGCGGACGGGUUCACACGAAUGAACAUAGAUUUCCUGUGAUGCUUGCGACUGAUCAGCCAAGCUAUCCCGCAUCUUUUAAUCAUGGUCAUGGGGUAGUUCAGCCUACCGUGAUGACAGCAUAUCGACCAGCACUCGAAGAGACGCACACCCAGCAUUUCAAUGCUCAACCUCAUGCAGCAGUUGCUCAACACCCCUUCGCUGGUGUUACAAGUCACGGAGGCUAUGCUCCUCCUCCACCAGAUCCAGACUACCGGAACACAGCGGACCUGGAACAGCAGCUCACGUCUCAUAUCGAAGCAGUCCAUGUCCAUAUGAACAACGUUGUUCAUAGACUUUGCAGGGUACUUGAGAACUCGAACAAUUGGUCAAAGGAUCAGAUUUUGCGACAGACAGACGCCAUGUUCGAUAUACUGCGUCUAAUCAAUGCCCGCACGGCAGGCCAAAAUGAGGCCGUGUCAGACCUGCACCGCGGUAUGACCAAUCUUCAAUGCCAGGUCGGAGCAAUUGAAAUUCAAAUGAGGCGUAUGGAAGAGAGGUUGCUGAUCGGUGUCUCGAGCCAAAUCAACAAAUUGAGAGGAGAAAUCAACGCGUCAAGAACGUCGCCUCAGAAGGCAUGUGCCUCCUGCAACUCAGCACCGGAUCCGAAGGUCACAGGUACUGAGUUGCAGGCGGCUCAAAAUACUCCCGUCGUGACCAAGGAGAGUGAGAAACAACACGAUACAAAUGGACAGCGGUGUGUCAAGAAGGGUGAGAUGGAAGUAAGCAGGGACCAAGAUAGGAGGAAAGGAAAGGAGAAGGAAGAGAGUGAGAACGUGUCCGGGGGUGAGGGCUCUUUGACCCAGCACAACGACCAAGGACCCGCUCAAAACAUUCCGUCCACUACUGUGCCCUUCCGCAGCACGCCUUUGGGAGAGAAACGCCGAGAGAUCACAGACUCUCAGGUGAAGAGAGGAGUGAGAAGAAACCCUGCUCAGGAGUCCUCAGGCUCACCUGAGCCUAAGGCGCCCAAGCUUAGUCGCCAGUCGGUAGCCAACUUUGCUCCUGAGAAUGGACAGAGUUCACUCAUCCAGAACUCACACCUUGACACCAAUGAAGGUGUGAAGACCCCUCACAAGAAGGGGAUGUUUGGAUUCCGCCGCCGGGAUGAUGGUGAAAGUCGUGCUGGCGGCAAAUUCUUGCACACGCCCCGUCGGAAUAAGAAGACAAAGAAUUCCCUAGGACAGAACGGCCAUUCCUCAAUGCCUUCUGUUCCAGCUGCUGCAGUCGGAGCCUCGCAGCCUUCGACACUCGCUGAGGAGAGCCCAAGCUCCAUCCACCCCGCUUUACGCAAUGACAGACAGCAGCAGAUCAUGCGUGACCGAGAGCGCCUCAAAUCUCAGCCGCGUACGCAGACCGGACAGACGACCUGUGCAACCGAGAGACCUACCCCGCAGAGAGGCGGAUUGAAAGAUUCGCACCCUCAACAGAACAUCGGCACCAGCACACCAACCGCAAACCGCUUGCCCGCAAACGCCGUCGCUGUUAAACCCUCUUCGUCAUCGUCACUCAAUAGGGAUAUCCAGGUGCGUCCCCCUGCGGCGGCUGCGCCCCCUCGAGCACACCCGAUGCUGCCGAGCUAUGCUGGCCAAACUCCACAUAAUAUACCUGCUUCCCUUCAAGUUUCUGGUCCUGCGCCUGUCACUGCCUCAGCUCAAACGGGGACACAGGAUUGGCAGGCUGCGACGCGGUAUCCGACAGCGCACAGCGGAGCCUCGCCUGAGAGUAAUCAGAGCAACCAUCAUGCUUAG
This is a messenger RNA of Aspergillus lentulus, 2790 nucleotides long. RefSeq lists its product as uncharacterized. NCBI's taxonomy places the organism in Eukaryota, Fungi, Ascomycota, Eurotiomycetes, Eurotiales, Aspergillaceae. The record is from RefSeq and is a predicted model, not a curated record.